This is a messenger RNA of Cryptococcus wingfieldii CBS 7118, 249 nucleotides long. RefSeq names its product mitochondrial import inner membrane translocase subunit TIM10. The record is from RefSeq and is a predicted model, not a curated record. Gene Ontology annotation, biological process: protein insertion into mitochondrial inner membrane. Gene Ontology annotation, cellular component: mitochondrial inner membrane. The transcript has 4 exons. Lineage: Eukaryota; Fungi; Basidiomycota; Tremellomycetes; Tremellales; Cryptococcaceae. The coding region runs from base 1 to 249 and encodes 82 amino acids.
AUGGCCGCUGCUGAGCUCGUGCCAGAUAUGAUCACCGACGUCUUCAACCGACUCGUCAACUCUUGUCACACCAAGUGCAUUUCCUCCAACCCCCUCAACCACCGAUACGCCGAAGGAGACCUUUUGAAGGGCGAGAGUGUGUGCAUUGACAGAUGUACUUCCAAGUUCUUCGAGGUCAACAAACAGGUCGGAGAACGUAUGUCUGCUAUGGGCAACGCCGCCCAGGCCAGUGGAAGCUUCAGCAGAUAA